This is a messenger RNA of Colletotrichum phormii, 804 nucleotides long. Its product is annotated as SCA7, zinc-binding domain-containing protein. The record is from RefSeq and is a predicted model, not a curated record. The coding region runs from base 293 to 631 and encodes 112 amino acids. Gene Ontology annotation, cellular component: SAGA complex. The transcript has 3 exons. NCBI's taxonomy places the organism in Eukaryota, Fungi, Ascomycota, Sordariomycetes, Glomerellales, Glomerellaceae.
UGCCGGGUUUAAGUUGUUUCUUACUUUAUCCAACCUUUCGUGCUUUCCUAUCCGUAAAUAGCCUUCAUCCGGAAAUAUCAGAGGCCCCUCAGCCGCCAGUCACCUCCAAUCUGCGUAACAUUCGGAACUUUUUAUUCUUGAACGCCCAAAGAGGACCGACCAUUCUUUGGUUCGGCCUCUCGGUGCCACUCCCUUUGAUUGCCCAUAUUUCUGCGACAGCGGUCUCUCGUCGUUGUUCAACGUAUUUGGGGUCGACUGUAACGCCGCACUAUUCCACCCAUCUCGACUCCCCAUGGAUCCAGUCCAUUCAGGCGAAGUCUCGGAUGCAGGUGAUCGAGCGCCUCCUUCUCCGCUCCAAGAACACGCGGGUCCCACACUGACGCCUCAGACUUCCCAGAGGCGCCAGGCAACAGAAAGGUUCUUGACACUAGGUUCCAUCGACGUCGAACGCCAGUGUAGCGUCCCGCUGCCCGAGGGUCGUCGGUGUGGGGGGUCUCUGACGUGCAAGAGGCACUCGGUGAGCUCGAAACGCGCGGUGGCUGGGAGGUCUGCGCCGUAUGAUCAGUUGCUUGCUGCCUUUAUGGAGAGGAGACGAGCUGAGAAUAGGGUCUUGGAAGAGGCUAGUAGAUGAGUUUGAGAGGGAGUUUGAGAGUGGUACGAGAAGUUGCUCGUGCGAUGUUAAGUUAUUGCUGGUAUAUGCGAGGUCGAGUCGGGCCGUUGAGAGAUGAUCGUGGUGUUGAUAAUCAUGUGGAUCUGACAAUGAUUUUGCUGCCACUGGGAAGUGGCCCAAAGGAACAACGUCCG